This is a messenger RNA of Soboliphyme baturini, 918 nucleotides long. NCBI's taxonomy places the organism in Eukaryota, Metazoa, Nematoda, Enoplea, Dioctophymatida, Soboliphymatidae. The record is from the annotation of a GenBank genome assembly.
AUGCAACAGUACCAGAGCACUGCAAGAUUGGAGUAUCCGUUGUUAAUGCACUGCAGCGAGGCGCUGGAUCAGCAGACGUGCGGCAUGGCGGUUAUUAUCGAGCUGGUGAUCAUGCUCCGACAGGCGUUCGCUUUGCUGAUUGCAUCAUCUGCGCUUUUCACCUCGCCGGCCAACGUAUGCAACUUUAUGGGUAGGUUGAAAAAGACGCUGAUAAUGAACUCCUUCGAAUGGACCGCGGAAAGCCACCAGUCGCAGUACAGUUCGAAGGAACUUCAACAGUCGCGUCCUUUGGUCGUCGAUGAUGACGAGGGUCACUUGGUGUACAAACCGGGCGACAUCAUUGAAGAUAGAUACGAGGUUAUUCAAACGCUUGGAGAAGGGACGUUCGGUAAGGUUGUCGAAGUGGAAGACCGGCGAGCAAACGGCUUCGGCAGGGCUGCGCUGAAGAUAAUUAAGAAUGUAGCCAAGUAUCGUGAGGCUGCAAAACUCGAGAUCAACGUUUUGAACAAGCUUAGCGAUUGCGACCCGGAAAAGAAAUACCUUUGCGUUCAGUUACUGGAUUCGUUUGACUACCAUGGUCACAUGUGCCUCGCCUUUAAUCUGCUUGGAUUAAGCGUGUUCGAUUUCAUGAAAGCGAACAACUACCAUCCAUAUCCGCUGGAGCAAGUGAGGCACAUCGCCUAUCAGCUGUGUUAUUCGGUCAACUUCAUGCAUGAAAAUCAUCUUACGCAUACUGACCUUAAACCAGAGAAUUUGCUGUUCUGCGCGGCCGAAUAUGACGUCAAAAUAGACCCUAAAAAGAAAUCUGAGUACCGUGUUAUUCGCAAUACAGACGUGCGACUCAUCGACUUCGGCUCUGCAACAUUCGAUCACGAACAUCAUAGUACCGUUGUAUCUACCAGGCAUUACAGGGCUCCG